Molecule: messenger RNA, 1572 nt
Organism: Triplophysa rosa
Lineage: Eukaryota; Metazoa; Chordata; Actinopteri; Cypriniformes; Nemacheilidae
Gene: ccdc126
Product: coiled-coil domain containing 126
Exons: 3
Coding region: 464-1003 (179 amino acids)
Source: RefSeq, a predicted model, not a curated record
UCACCGCAGGGAACUACUGAACAUUUGUCCUUUUUAGUUCCUAGUUUAGUCGCAACAAGAAGGCGCUUGAUUUGUUUUACACCAUUUUAAGACCUUUUACCUGUAAAAGCAUACAUUAUGUAUUUUAUAGAGAGAUGCCUACCUGGCAGUUAUGAAUCUGUUUAAAUAUGAUUUAAAUAUUGUUUUAGGAGCUAGCUUUCUAGGACAGCCAUGCAUACGUGAUAAGAUGUCAAGAGUGUGGAGUCAACGAGCCUGACACCUAGUUUUUAAGAAGGUCCUUGCACCAGAAGACCUGUAUGAAUCCCAGUGAGCUAUAAGCUCAAACUAUCAAUUUUCUAUGCCAUAUCUCCAUUCCAAACUUUAUUUUCCACUCCACUUUUCCCACUCCACUUUUUCCACUUUUCCCAGUGUUAAACCUGCCACCCUCUUCUAAACCUGUCUCCACCCCUUCCCCUUAACACGGAUGCCACCGUGCCGGCAGCUCGGCAGCAUUGCAAUGCUGGGUUGUUUGCUGCGAAGGAGCAUGUCGCACAGACUGAGUAUAUUGCUGGUUCUCUUCGGUCUCGUGUGGUGUCUGCUGCUGCUUCAUUACACCGUCACACAACCACGUCGCCAGAGCAGCGCUGAGCUUCGCCAGCAGAUCCUUGAGCUCAGUCAUCGCUAUGUCAAAGUCCUCAGCCAGGAGAAUCAGAACCCUUCAGGGCCCCAGGGCACCUCCAUGGCAGGAUAUGCUGAUCUGAAGAGGACAAUUGCCGUGCUGUUGGACGAUAUUCUAAACCGUUUGGUGAAGUUGGAGGGGAAAGUGGACGUUGCUGUAAACGCAUCGGUGCACAACAUCUCUCAUCCUGCCGGGGGUGCCGGCACUGUCCUUGCUGCUGGAAUGACUGUUUCCAGGCCUACCAAGCUAAAUUUGCCUACCCAUCGGAGAGACCGGCGUACUAACCCACUACAGUUUCCGCCACAGUCGCCCGAUAGACCACAUAAGCCGCACUCUUCACAAUAGCAAUCUGUGCCAUGGACUUCUGUCAUUACUGGAAAAGACUGAAAUGUACAGAGAUAUAUAUUUUUUAGAUCAAAGCAGCUUUUUAGACUUUCUUUAGCCAUUUGAGCUUCUGCUUGAUUGUUUUGUGUUUUAUUAGUGGAUCACACAAUAUUUUAUUACGUAUGUGCAAUAUGGAUCGUAAGAUCUGGAGGACUUGUUAUAUACGGAUGAGUGUUUCAUAAUAUAUGUGCAAAACACUACACAAGUAGAUCUCCACUGCUAACAAUGUGUUAGAUGCACUUAGAUUGACUUUAAAGAAGAGGCUUACACGUUUAUGACAUUUUUAAAUUAGAGUACACACAUUGCUGAGCUUUAGCUAUUUAAAUGUGGAGAAAAUAAGCAAAUCCAAAGAAUAUUUAUAUUCUCAGUGAAUAGAUUAUUAAUGUGUUUAUUACAGAGUGAGUGUGAAUUUAAGGAUGGAGGAUAUACCUCAUGUGCUUUCAGGACAUGAACCCCAGCAAAACUGAAUAAGCUUUCCAGAAUUAUCUGUACCACACAAAACAUAAAUGACUGCGUACAAUAAAAUACAU